Messenger RNA from Dunckerocampus dactyliophorus (ringed pipefish), 2200 nucleotides. RefSeq names its product cytochrome P450 2K1-like. The transcript is spliced from 9 exons. Bases 36 to 1544 code for a protein of 502 amino acids. Gene Ontology annotation, molecular function: oxidoreductase activity, acting on paired donors, with incorporation or reduction of molecular oxygen, reduced flavin or flavoprotein as one donor, and incorporation of one atom of oxygen; heme binding; iron ion binding. The record is from RefSeq and is a predicted model, not a curated record. Gene Ontology annotation, cellular component: intracellular membrane-bounded organelle; cytoplasm. Gene Ontology annotation, biological process: xenobiotic metabolic process. NCBI's taxonomy places the organism in Eukaryota, Metazoa, Chordata, Actinopteri, Syngnathiformes, Syngnathidae.
GUGUUGGUGAAGGAAGGCGCGUGCCCUGCCGCAACAUGUUUGAAGAGCUCCUGCAGGCUCCUGCGUUGUCCUCCUUGUUGGGGCUCCUCGCAGGCUUGCUGGUCAUCCACCUUUUGUACUCCAGUUUGACUUUCCAAGGUAAACACACGCAUCCUCCUGGGCCCAGAUGUCUUCCCUUGCUUGGUAACCUGCUUCAGGUGGACCUCUGCAGGCUUGAUCAGUCCCUUUUUAAGCUGUCUAAAAGGUACGGGCCGGUGUUCACCCUCCACUUGGGACUCAAGAAGAUUGUGGUCCUGGCUGGAAGCAAGACAGUCAGACAAGCUCUCAUCAACCACCCUGAGGAGUUUGGGGACAGAGAGAUCAACCCUUUAUUCUAUGACUUUUCCAAAGGGCAUGGUAUAGUAUUCUCCAAUGGUGAUUCCUGGAAAGAAAUGAGACGUUUUGCCUUAACAACUCUGAGAGAUUUCGGGAUGGGCAAGAGGCUCAGUGAGGAGAAAAUCAUUGAGGAGUGUCACUACCUGACUGAGGAGUUAGAAAACCAUAAAGGUAAAGCCUUUAACACCAAAACUCCUAUCAGCUACGCAGCUUCAAAUAUCAUUUCGGCCAUCAUCUUCGGAAAAAGGUUUGACUACAAAGAUCCAGUCCUCCGAGACAUGGUUAAAAAUGACCAAGAGGCCAUCUGUCUGUCUGGAUCACCUUCCAUCCUGAUCUACAAUGUGUUUCCAUGGCUGGGCCCUUGGCUUCAAAACUGGAGGGAUUUCAUGAAAGCUGUGGAGAAUAUCAAGCAGCAUGUAUUGCAAUUAACAAGCAGUCUAAAGAAGACUUUCAACCCUGACAUUUGUCGAUGCUUGGUCGAUGCUUUCUGGACGCGUAAGCUAAACCUGGAGGAGUCUGAUGCCCAGGGGAUGCACUACAAUGAAGAAAACCUGGUCUACAGCGUGAUGGAUUUGUUUGGCGCUGGAACUGACACAACAUCGAACACCCUUCGCUGGAGUCUACUUCUAAUGGCCAAGUACCCUCAAAUACAAGAUCGGGUUCAGGAAGAACUGAGCAUGGUGGUGGGAGUCCGUCAGGUCCAAAUGGAGGACAGAAAGAACCUGCCUUACACCGACGCAGUCAUACAUGAGACGCAGAGGCUGGCCAACAUCGUCCCCAUGUCUAUCACUCACAGCACCAGCAGAGAUGUCACCUUCCAGGGCUACUUCAUCGAAAAGGGGACGACUGUGCUCCCUCUGCUGACAUCUGUCCUCUAUGAUGAGAGUGAGUGGGAGACACCAAACACCUUCAACCCUUCCCACUUCUUGGAUGAGGAGGGUAAAUUCAUCAGGAGGGAUGCCUUCUUGCCCUUCUCUGCAGGCCGUAGGGCUUGUCUAGGUGAAGGUCUGGCUCGGAUGGAGCUCUUCCUCUUCUUCACGCACCUCCUCCAGCACUUCCGAUUCACCCCCGCACCUGGGAUUUCAGAGGACGAGCUGGAUUUGACGCCGAUGGUGGGUUUCACGCUCAGCCCGCCGCCUCACCAGCUGUGCGCUGUGAGUCGCAUCUGAGGAGGAGAUGUUGGUGGAAAAGCAAAAGGAAAAUCUCCUAGCUUAGCACUCACUCUGUCAAUGAUUAGCAUCACAGUGGAGUCUGCCUUGGCUAAAACAUCAAGGACUGCAAAUAUUUCUGAUUUACUUCUUCUAUGAAAUGAAUAUUGGACCUGAUGGACUGGCACCACCCUGCUCAGCUCCUCCUGACUAUAAAUAGUCCAAUGAUGACCAAAAGUUGCGACAGUUUGACUUUCAAAUGAUCCACGGUUAAUUAUACUUACUCUGUAUAUACUAGAUUAUAUAUUUGUAAUUGUGUUAAAACAGUCUGAAAAUACAAAUAAUAUAAAUCAUUUUUAAUUUGUGGAUUAUAUCAUAAAUAAAUAAGCUCAUUUUCACUGCAAUUUUUGGUUGAGCUGAUGAUGUUACUCCUGAUAAUGCAAUGUACCCCCAGUUCAAGUAGAAAAUAAUAACAUCAAAAGUCCUGACUGUUAUAGCCAAAGUUUUGUGCAUAUACUGUAUAGCUGAAAAGAGGGUCUGAACAAUUUUGAAUAUGCAACAUUUUGUUUUAAAAAAUGCAAGAACAAUACAGUCUGCAAUAUGAUGAUUUACAAUUUUACAAUUAUUUACGUUUUAUUUUCUUUAUUUGUGAAUGAUUUAAUAAAUAUAUAACCUUA